Molecule: messenger RNA, 6228 nt
Organism: Tyto alba (common barn owl)
Lineage: Eukaryota; Metazoa; Chordata; Aves; Strigiformes; Tytonidae
Gene: GABRG1
Product: gamma-aminobutyric acid type A receptor subunit gamma1
Exons: 9
Coding region: 177-1571 (464 amino acids)
Biological process (GO): synaptic transmission, GABAergic; gamma-aminobutyric acid signaling pathway; chloride transport
Cellular component (GO): GABA-A receptor complex; synapse; dendrite membrane
Molecular function (GO): GABA-A receptor activity; transmitter-gated monoatomic ion channel activity involved in regulation of postsynaptic membrane potential; GABA-gated chloride ion channel activity
Source: RefSeq, a predicted model, not a curated record
GAGUGGGUUCCUACCUGUUUGGGUGUUUUAUUUUAUUUUUUAUUUUUUCCCCAUUUCCCCUCCCCUCCCUCUGCCCGCCGUGUGCCGGGGAGGGGGGGGACGGUGGGAUUGGCAGGGUCGUUAUUCCCCAGCCUCUCCGGAGAAAACUCGGGGAAGGGAGAGCGCCUUUCACGCUCAUGGAUGCGUGGGGGGGGCCCGCGCCCCGCUGGAGCCGCCGCCGCGGGGCCCGGCUGCUGCUGCUGCUGCUGACCGUGCGGCUGGGGACCGGAGCUGAUAAACCAGAUGAUGAGGAUGAUGAGGAUCUAACGGUGAAUAAAACGUGGGUCCUUGCACCAAAGAUUCAUGGUGGGGAUGUAACUCACAUACUGGACUCCUUACUUCAAGGAUAUGACAAUAAGCUUCGACCAGAUAUUGGGGUGAGAACUACGGUAAUUGAAACAGAUGUCUAUGUUAACAGCAUUGGCCCAGUUGACCCAAUCAAUAUGGAAUACACUAUAGAUAUAAUUUUUGCCCAGACUUGGUAUGACAGUCGUCUAAAAUUUAACAGCUCAAUGAAGGUGCUUAUGCUUAAUAGCAAUAUGGUUGGAAAAAUUUGGAUUCCAGACACUUUCUUCCGGAACUCAAGAAAAUCUGAUGCUCACUGGAUUACAACUCCAAAUCGUUUGCUUCGGAUCUGGAGUGAUGGAAGAGUAUUAUACACUCUAAGGCUGACAAUUAAUGCUGAAUGUUAUCUUCAGCUUCAUAACUUUCCUAUGGAUGAACACUCUUGUCCACUGGAGUUUUCAAGCUAUGGAUAUCCCAGAAAUGAAAUUGAAUACAAAUGGAAGAAAACCUCCGUUGAAGUGGCAGAUCCAAAAUACUGGAGACUGUAUCAGUUUGCUUUUGUAGGGUUACGAAAUACAACUGAAAUUUCUCAUACCUUGUCUGGUGAUUAUAUCAUUAUGACAAUCUUCUUUGAUCUCAGCAGACGUAUGGGAUAUUUCACUAUUCAGACAUAUAUUCCUUGUAUACUCACAGUUGUUCUUUCAUGGGUAUCAUUUUGGAUCAAUAAGGAUGCAGUUCCUGCAAGGACUUCUUUGGGCAUUACAACGGUGCUGACCAUGACAACAUUGAGUACAAUUGCUAGGAAGUCACUUCCAAAGGUUUCCUACGUGACAGCAAUGGACCUUUUUGUUUCAGUUUGCUUCAUUUUUGUGUUUGCCGCCUUGAUGGAAUAUGGCACCUUGCAUUACUUUACCAGCAACAGAAAAGGGGACAAAGGAAAAGAAAAGAAGGCAAAAUCUAAGCCAUCAAAACCAUCUGCAAUUGCUGUUCGACCUGGAUCAACACUAAUUCCAAUUAAUAACAUUAAUCAUCUCCCUGAACGUGAUGAUGAUUAUGGAUAUGAGUGCCUAGAAGGGAAAGACUGUGCUAGCUUCUUUUGUUGUUUUGAAGACUGCCGCACAGGAUCUUGGAGAGAAGGAAGAAUACACAUCCGUAUUGCAAAAAUUGACUCCUACUCUCGAAUCUUCUUUCCAACUGCCUUUGCAUUGUUCAAUCUUGUUUACUGGAUUGGCUAUCUUUAUCUAUAAAUUUCAGAGGUUUGACAAACUCAGAAGAAAUAUCGUAAUUGAACAGUCAUUAACACUUUUCAGUGAGCAGUCAAAGACUAGAGCUGGCCCAAAAUGACUCAAAUUGAUUGUUCUAAAAAUUUGAAACAAUGAGAGGAAAUAUGGUGAUGUAGUCUCCCUCUUGUGAUCAAUGAUGGAACUGAAGAGAAAAUUUAAAUCUUUAAAAAUAAAUAUCCCUAACAUUUAACUUGCCUGAAUACACACAUAUUUUUGCUCAGCUCUAACAAAAUGCAGAGUCAAGAGGCUGUGUUAUUUAACUGGACAGUUCUACAUAAGCUUUCAAUUUUAAUCCUAAAUGAUAAUGAAGGUGAAUUUUGUAGCAUCUCUUACACCUUUACAAAGAAAGCCUUAAUAAAAUGGGUUUGGUUAUUUUCAUCCAUUUCAUCCAUAAGGUGAUGAUUUUUUUAUUAAUCCCUGAGUUUAAAAAGUUGAAAUGGAACAUUAUUUUUCAAUCAGCCAUUUGUUCUCUGCGGUAUGUUAAAAAGAGUGAUUAAAUCAUAAUUAAUCACAUUCAGAUUUAUAUAGAAUGCAGAGAUUAGAGCAGCAAGAAAUGGAUAUAUCACAAAAAAAAAACCAAGGGUAAUUCUGAGCUUGUCUUAUCCUAACCAGUGAUAUAGGCUUUUGGCUUUCAACCUUAGAUUACAUUUAUGUCCGUGUUCCAUCAGCUAUUACUUCACUGUUGUGAGUUGCCCAAAGUUCUCCAAGAGGGCUACAGCUUUUAAAAAUUCCUACCCAGCUGCCAUUGCUUGCUUAUUUUGUGGAAAUCAGACUGAUGUUGGCUGAGAUUCUAGCCGUUAUGCAUAAUGUUCUUCACGUCCUCUCCAUUCCCCUUUCCUUUGUCUGAUUCGUAGUCAGGUCCAGAGAAAAAAGUCAUAACUACAUUUGGUAGAAUUUGUAUCAUCAGAGUUUGGAAAACCUGUAACAGUGCUAUAGUCAUUGUGUUCAAAGCCAAUAUGUUAAAUCUCCAACCCUAAGAGUGUAGUAUGUGACCUGUUCCACUUAGCAUAAAGUAUGAUUUUGAAGAUUCUGCUUGAUACUGCAUAUGCUACUCACUGAGCCAAAGCCAAAUGGUAUGAAUUUACUGAACCUGUGCUAUGGAUUGCUGUGUAAUUGCCUCUUUGAUAUUUGUUUGUUUCUAAUGGAAAAGCCCUGAUAUUGGGGGUGGGUGUGCGUGGGUGGGUGUGCGUGUGUGUCAAGUUAAAAUAAUCCUUAUGCAUUGCAGAUACUUCUCCAAGAUGGGAUAUAUCCCCCCAAAAUCAUAGGAUCAGUUCUCCAGCCUUUCUGUGGUCAGAGCUUCUGUUUACUUUGGUAGUAAUUCUUCAGUAGUAGCCUUUCUGGACUGACUUCUCUUUGUUGACUAUUGCUGGCUGGCAGCAUUUACUAUCUCAUUUCUGUUUUUAAAUCCAUUGUCUUUAUUAUGGAAAAGUGCAGUCUUUCCUCCUUUCUCAGAGAGAAACUGGUCUCAAGUGAGCUUGCAAAAAUCACUGUAAAAUUAAGAUAUGCAUUAAGUAAAAGUCAGAAUUACACAGUAGACCUUACAGAUCUUUAAAGAGGAUUAAUGGGAUUAGCAUUUGGCUGUAGGUAAGGAUGUUCAGUACUGGAGAUAAAGACAUGAUUAAUGGCUAAUAAUAGAAAAUGAUACAUGAAGGACACCCCACCGCCAAUAUUUCUGUUGAAUGUGCUCCCUCGUCUGAAUUUCUCAGAAAGGAUUAUUGUAUUUUUAUAUUCUAGUUGGUACCAGACAUAAUAAGAUACGAUAUGCAGUACACAUUUCAGAUGAAAUGUUAUGGCAGUGUUGAGCCCCAAAGUUUAAUAGAGAAUGCAAGACUAUGUGCAGUGAUUCUGGAAGAAAGUGUGACAGAGAGGAUCCGAUUUUAAUGCAAACUUUGUUUCAGUAUUUAGCUGAUGAAAUAUGAAAGUGGUUGAGAGUAUCUGUUGAGGUUGGUUGACAUUAUUUGUUGCAUGACCUUUCUGAGCACCAACUUCUUCUGACUGUUAGACUGAGUGUAGAAGUGCGGCAUCAUUAACAACACCAAUCUACUCUAUUGUUUCUUUAGAGUCUCAUUUUCAGAAAAUGCUCAGUACAAUGGAAGUAUGUCAGUUUUAAUUCCAUAGUGCAGUUUGAUGCUUUUUGACAGCACACUAAACACAUUCCUCUGUAGGAGGAUUGAAGGUGGCUUCAGCAGCAGUAUGUUGGAUGCAUACUUGAAAAGCAGUCUACUUGCUACACAAUACAAGGCCCGGGUUUUGUGAGCUCCUGAGUUUCAUUAAUUCACCUUUAAAUAAAAGGGACUUGAAAGAACUUGGCACUUCACUAGAGGAAAUACAAAUUUCACAGCCUGCUCUCCUCUGGCACAUCUAGUUAGCUUUUCCUAUUCAUGUGGUUGUCAGUUGCCAAUCAGCCUCCAGUGACUGAAUUGGAGAACAGAAAACAUCCAGAAUUGGCAAGGGAUGGAUAAGAAGUCUUUCAUUUCUAAUUUCUAUGAAACAAUGUAAUAGAGUAUUAAACCUAUUGAAUGUUAUGGCUGUUUGGCUUAUGGAUACACUUGCUUCUGUCUGUUGACAAACUUUUCUGUGUACUUCAUUUGUUUCUGAUGAAAUAAUUUUAGUUUCCCACAGUACUGUGAGUGCAAAUAGAAAUGGGAAUGCAGUGAACUGUAACAUGGCAUGUAAUAAAUGUGUUAUUUUAGUCCUAUGUGUUUUCUUUCUAAUCUGCAUAUAAACACUUGGUUCCAAGAAAUUUAAGUGAUAAUCAAGAAAAUGGCAGGAAACAGAGACUGUCAUUACUUAGACUUAGAUGCUGCAAUCAUUUUUCAAAUCUACCUGGUAAAAGUUCGUUUACUGAUAGCUGGGAUCACAGUACUUGGAGUCAUAUUAUUCUGACCAUUACUGCCUAAACACAUUCUUAAACCUAUUCCUAAUCAGUACUGUAAUUAGACCAGAAUUCAGAAAAGUGUGUGCUUAUGUACUGUCAUAAAGAGUGAUGCUAUCCUGAAUUGAUGCCAUUAACACAUGCUUAAUUUGCACUAAUUUCAAUAAUGAGUGUUCAGUAGCUCAAAUGAUUAAACAUUAAGGAUGUGAGCCAGAGCCUCUUCAGUAACAAGUUUUCUCACUGAAAGAGUGUGACAUAAGAGGAGAAAUUGCCAUAAAGGUGGAGAGGUGGAAAAGUCAGGUGAAACUGCUUUAUACUGCACCUAUCUGAGGCAUCUCCUGAAAUAUAUUUUUCAAAAAAGAGACUUUUCCUUGAUAUUUCUGUAUUAGUGUUCACCACUUGUCUGUUUUAGUAGUGAAUACAUCUCAGUGUGUUAUUUUUAGUAAGGUUGUGCCUAUGACUGUACCUCACUGAUCUUCAGUGCAUGUCUUCCGUGUCUGAAUUAAUCUGUUUUAUGUAGUGGCAGUGCAACCAAAGCAUGAGCUCUGGGUAACGUAUUUUAUAUUCACAUGUUGAUGUGCUUCUAAGGCUUUAACUUUAUCUGGUUUUCUGACAUUCGAAGACAUAGGAUUGUGUAAGACUUUGAAGAAGAAUCACCACCAACAUGGUUUUAAUAAUUUUCUGUUGCUUACUAUGGUAGUAAAAGACUUGUUUAAAAAUGAGGUAUGAACGGUGCUUUGUAAUUUGUGAACACCUUUGAACUUUCAAUUGAAAGCCCAACAGGAGGAGUCUGGAUUUAAAUAUCUGUCUGCCUAAAGUAAGAUAUGUUUUGUUGAAUUGCAUCAGUCAUCAUUGCAGUUUACUGUUUCCACAUACCUGAGAAUUAGUGCAAAUACAUCUAAUUUAAAUUUUUAAAAGUCAUUGUGAAUAUAAUUAUUUUAAUUUAUUGUAGUUUCAGUUACACAUUAAAUGUGAUCUUUUAUGUUUGUGAAAUAAUACUGUAUUUUUUAGUCAUUAUAAUAAAUAUAGAAAAUGGAAACAAAUGUAGACUUCCUCAGCUAAAAAAUACAAGUCCAGAAUUAGAAAGAAUUACUGAGCUUCCAUUCCUGAAAAAACUCAGUGAAUGUCCACAUGUCCCGUUGAAUGUGCUGUGAGGCAGACUGACUCAGGAAGAGGUAGAAUAUUCUUCAGGCUGUAGAAAAGGCCCCUGCAUUGGUUCAUGCUAUGGGCUUCCUACCCAAGUGGAUGAAAGGAAUAGACCUGUCCUUCCUUUUUCAGCUGUCUCCUGCUUCUGCUUCAUUUGUACCAGCAAUAGCGGUUGUAAAGCCAUAUUGCCAGAUGAAUCAAAACCUGGAAAUUUAGCUUUAUUUUACUCUCUUGUAAGUUAAUGUUUCAACCAGGUGUGUGGGAUCAGCUGACUGAACAUACAAGACUAUCACUAAGUUCUAGUCCAAGACAGGUGGUGGGAGCUUGCAUCUGGAGGCAGAAGGAUGGCUUCUUAAUGAUGGAUGUAUUUCAUUCUGUUGAGAAUCUGCACUGAAAGCUGGUGUGGAAGAAAGGGAAAGAUGUGGGGGGAAAGGUUGCUGGGGGCAGUGACUCCAGAAUCCAGUUGCAUGGAUCUGAGUGACUUAUAUUUAGUUAAUAGGUUUCUCACUGGCAUUUGUGAUAAUGCUCUUGAUUCCCCGCAACAUUUUUUUUUUUUUUUAAUAAAACAAAAAAAUUACUAUGAACCUCCUAUACAUUAAU